UGAUCUAUACAUGUUUAAAUGCACACCAGUGACUUCUCCCAAACUAAUCUGUCCCUGUAUAUUGUUUCGUGUGUGUGGAAUUGUACUUAUUUGAGUAAUAAGGUUACUUGUUCAUUUUAAAUUUUAAGUACAUUAGUAUUGAAAUUGAUACAACUUUAAAACAUGGCGGAACAUGGCUUGACGGAAGACCAAUGUGAACAUAUUACCGGUGUGUUCAAUUGGUUUGAUAAAAAUGGCGAUGGAAAGAUCGACGCAAAAGAAUUGGGAUUGGCUCUUCGAUUAGAAGGAUUAAAUCCAACAGAUAAAGAGAUAGCAGAAAUGAUUCAAAAAGUAGAUGUUGAUGAUGACGGAAAGAUAAACCACAAAGAAUUCAUGAAAAUGAUGAAAGAAGAGGUUUUAAAUACAGACGAGAAAUCAGAGCUUCAAGAGGCAUUCCGAGUAUUUGAUAAAAAUGGUGAUGGUCGAAUAUGUGCAUCAGAACUAACCGAAGCCCUUACUUCCAUAGGUGAAAAGUUAUCACGUGAGGAUAUCAGUGAAUUGCUGAAGAGAGCUGACAUAGAUAAAAACGGAACUAUUUGUUAUAAUGAGUUUGUUGUUUUAAUGACGGAUAUGAAUCCAGGAGUCAAAUCAUCAACCAAAGCAAGCUAAUACGUUGCUGUUUCAACAAUUUAGUGACUUUUGAAUAAUUAAUUCAUUAUAUAUAUAUAAUAUGAAAUAAAGAUUAUACUAUU
Molecule: messenger RNA, 731 nt
Organism: Mytilus trossulus (common blue mussel)
Lineage: Eukaryota; Metazoa; Mollusca; Bivalvia; Mytilida; Mytilidae
Product: calmodulin-like
Exons: 5
Coding region: 163-648 (161 amino acids)
Cellular component (GO): myosin II complex
Molecular function (GO): calcium ion binding
Source: RefSeq, a predicted model, not a curated record